CACAUAUUGCCACAGUUACAUUAACUCGAUCCGUGCAUUAUGGGAGAACCAAACAUAAGCAGCAGCACUAUUAGUUCUGCCUCUUCUAGCUACAGAGGAGUCCGCAAGAGAAAAUGGGGGAAGUGGGUGUCUGAAAUUCGCGAGCCUGGCAAGAAAACCAGAAUUUGGUUAGGGAGCUUUGAGACACCUGAAAUGGCUGCUGCAGCAUAUGAUGUGGCUGCGUUUCACUUCAGAGGACGUGAGGCACGGCUCAAUUUUCCUGAAUUGGUCAAUAGUCUUCCACGCCCAGCAAGCUCAGAUGCGGAAGACAUUCGCAUGACAGCACACGAAGCGGCCCUGAGGCUAAAGGGCCCAGCUUCGGGAAGAGCUCACCAUCAUCAUGAGCUGGUCGGAGGGCCAAGCUUGAAUGUAGCACCGGUCACGGUGAGGCUCUCGCCAAGCCAAAUUCAGACCAUUAACGAGUUCCCGUUGGACUCGCCCAAGAUGUGGAUGCAAAUGGCGGUGGAAGACUCCAUCCCUGCAUUCUCCAAUGAAAUUGAGGAUAAUGAAUGGGAAGAUACGCAAAACGAUUCUCUUUGGGACCCUUAA
This is a messenger RNA of Juglans regia (Persian walnut), 588 nucleotides long. RefSeq names its product ethylene-responsive transcription factor ERF021-like. The transcript has a single exon. Lineage: Eukaryota; Viridiplantae; Streptophyta; Magnoliopsida; Fagales; Juglandaceae. The coding region runs from base 40 to 588 and encodes 182 amino acids. Gene Ontology annotation, biological process: regulation of DNA-templated transcription. Gene Ontology annotation, molecular function: DNA binding; DNA-binding transcription factor activity. The record is from RefSeq and is a predicted model, not a curated record.